GUUCUCAGUGAAGACCCUCCUGGAGAAGUACACGGCAGACCCCAUCGAUGACUCCUCUGAGGAGUUCGUUAACUUCGCUGCCAUCCUCGAGCAGAUCCUCAGCCACCGCUUCAAAGGCCCUGUCAGCUGGUUCAGCUCCGAUGGGCAGCGUGGGUUUUGGGACUACAUCCGCCUGGCCUGCAGCAAGGUCCCCAACAACUGCGUCAGCAGCAUCGAGAACAUGGAGAACAUCAGCACCUCCAGAGCCAAGGGCCGGGCCUGGAUCCGCGUGGCGCUGAUGGAGAAACGCAUGUCCGAGUACAUCUCCACUGCUCUGCGGGACACACGGACCACCAGGAGGUUCUACGACGACGGAGCCAUCAUGCUGCGCGAGGAGUCCACGGUGCUCACCGGGAUGCUCAUCGGGCUCAGCGCCAUUGACUUCAGCUUCUGCCUGAAGGGUGAGGUGAUGGAUGGUAAAACACCUGUGGUCAUUGACUACACGCCCUACCUGAAGUUCACACAGAGCUAUGACUACCUGAGCGAGGAGGAGGAGCGGGGCAGCGUGGAGAGCAGCACAAGUGAGGACAGCUCACCUGAACACCCCUACCUGCCCCUGGUCACGGAUGAGGACAGCUGGUACAACAAGUGGCGCAAGAUGGAGCAGAAAUUCCGCAUUGUUUAUGCCCAAAAGGGGUACCUGGAGGAGCUGGUGAGGCUGAGAGAGUCACAGCUGAAGGACCUGGAGGCAGAGAACAAGCGGCUGAAGCUGCGGCUGGAGGAGGUGAUGGUGCAGAACCAGCUGGAGAAGAGGGAGCUGGAGGGUGUCAUCCUGGAGCUGCAGGAGCAGCUGUGA
Messenger RNA from Acanthisitta chloris (rifleman), 835 nucleotides. It is a transcript of the gene RUNDC3A, whose product is annotated as RUN domain containing 3A. The transcript has 7 exons. Gene Ontology annotation, cellular component: cytosol. The annotation marks the transcript as partial. NCBI's taxonomy places the organism in Eukaryota, Metazoa, Chordata, Aves, Passeriformes, Acanthisittidae. The record is from RefSeq and is a predicted model, not a curated record.